GUCUACCUUGUCCAUAUCUCUCUCACAACCUCAAUAUUGCAACCCCAGACCACUUGAACUUGAAUCACCAAACCCUUUAUCUGCGAACCUCCUUACCAGCAAGAGCAAAAUUGUCGUUCUCUGAUUUAUCCAGUUCUUGAUACCCUGAAUUCGUAUACUUUAUUCACAAUGAGCUCUCCAUUCUCCAUCAAUGGCGGUGCCUGCGUAGCCAUGGUAGGUAAAGACUGCGUCGCCAUAGCCUGCGAUCUCCGCCUCGGUCUCCAAGCCCUAACCGUCUCCAACAACUUCCCCAAAAUCUUCUCCUACGGCCCCUCCGUCUAUCUCGGUCUUACCGGUCUCGCCACAGAUGUCUCUACCGUCUCGGAUCUCUUCCGCUACAAAGUAAACAUGUAUCGACUCCGCGAGGAGCGCAAUAUUUCUCCCACCACCAUGGCGAAUCUCGUCUCAAGUUCGCUGUACGAACGUCGCUUUGGUCCGUUUUUCGUUAGUCCUGUGGUUGCGGGAUUGGAUCAGAAGACUGGGAAGCCGUUUAUCUGUGGGUUUGAUAGUAUUGGUUGUAUUGAUUUCGCAAAGGAUUUCAUUGUUAGUGGAACUGCAAGUGAUCAAUUAUUUGGUACUUGUGAAGGGUUGUGGGAGCCAGAUUUGGGACCAGAAGAUCUCUUCGAGACAAUAUCACAAGCACUCUUGAACGCAGUCGACAGAGAUGCUCUGUCAGGUUGGGGAGCCCAUGUUUACAUUAUUGAGAAGGAUAAGGUUACCAAGAGGUUACUGAAGGGCAGACAAGAUUAAAUGGUGUGAAUUAUAACGAAGCCGUAAUUGUGAUGGAGGACGCAGUUGUAAUCUUGAAGGUACACGAACUCGUAUCCCUGACAGAAAACGAUGCAUACGACGGUAUGAAGACAAUGCUCAGGGAUUCUUACAGGAAGCAGUGAAAGAUGCCUUCUUGUGUGCAGUUAGCAAGCACGCAAGAUAGGAAAGAUUUGUAGUAUUAGAUCUAUCUAGCGAAUAGCCAAGGCAUCAAGGGCUUCAUAGAUACAAAACGAGCAUAAAUGACACAUCUACGUAGGCGUUUGCUUUUCAAUUUCACUAUUGCCUCUUCA
Molecule: messenger RNA, 1100 nt
Organism: Botrytis cinerea B05.10
Lineage: Eukaryota; Fungi; Ascomycota; Leotiomycetes; Helotiales; Sclerotiniaceae
Gene: Bcpup3
Product: Bcpup3
Exons: 4
Coding region: 169-789 (206 amino acids)
Biological process (GO): proteasome-mediated ubiquitin-dependent protein catabolic process
Cellular component (GO): proteasome core complex, beta-subunit complex; proteasome core complex
Source: RefSeq, a predicted model, not a curated record